UAUUCUCUCCCCAGACUUCUCUGUUUUUUUUUUUUUUUUUCUCUUCUUCUUUAUUAGUUUCUGAUAAUUUUUUUUGAUUUUUUUUUGUUUGUUUGUUUGUCGGGCUUCGAUUUCGAGGUCCGAGUUUCUUCUUCUUCGCGAAAAUUUUCCCCAAAAAUAAAAAAACGAGUUUUUUUCUUUCCUUGUGGGUAUAAUCAAUCAUGUCUGAUGGGUAUUAUAGUUCUAAGAAGACGGACGAUAUCUGCGAUGAUGUUUGUGGACAGGAUGGUUCUAGAACAGCCAAGGCUUUCUCAAGGGUUAGAUGUGUUCUACGUGGACUCGAUUUCAAGACAUAUAUAUUCUUCUUCACCAUUGUCCCCAUUUUCAUCUUUGGAGUCUAUUUGCACGGUCAGAAACUUACGUAUUUCUUGAGACCUCUAUGGGAAUCUCCUCCUAAGCCGUUUCAGACGCUUCCUCAUUACUACCAUGAGAACGCUACCAUGGAAACGCUAUGCAGUCUUCAUGGCUGGAAACACCGGGAAUCUCCGAGAAGGGUCUUUGAUGCUGUCUUGUUUAGCAAUGAAGUUGAUAUGCUCACUAUCCGGUGGAAAGAGCUCUAUCCUUACAUCACACAAUUUGUGAUCCUUGAAUCCAACUCCACAUUCACAGGUUUGCCUAAACCGUUGGUUUUUGCUGGAAACCGGGGGAAGUUCAAGUUUGUUGAGCCGAGGCUGACUUAUGGGAACAUUGGAGGAAGAUUCAAGAAAGGCGAGAACCCGUUUGUGGAAGAAGCGUACCAGAGGAUUGCAUUGGAUCAGCUCAUCAGACUCGCGGGUAUAGAAGAAGACGAUCUUUUGAUAAUGUCUGAUGUUGAUGAGAUCCCAAGCGCUCAUACCAUCAAUCUGCUUAGGUGGUGCGACGGAUACCCACCCAUUCUUCAUCUUCAGUUGAAAAACUACUUGUACUCUUUCGAGUACUUCGUCGACAACAAAAGCUGGAGAGCUUCCAUUCAUCAGUACAAGCCGGGGAAGACCCGAUACGCUCAUUUCCGCCAAGGCAACACUCUCCUAGCAGAUUCGGGUUGGCACUGUAGUUUCUGCUUCAGGCGCAUUACUGAGUUCAUCUUCAAGAUGAAAGCAUACAGCCACAACGACCGGGUCAGAUUCUCUCAUUAUCUGAAUCCCAAAAGAAUCCAGGAUGUGAUCUGUAAAGGAACUGAUCUGUUCGACAUGCUUCCUGAAGAGUACACAUUCAGGGAAAUCAUCGGGAAACUAGGUCCAAUACCGAGGUCAUAUUCAGCUGUUCAUCUCCCAGCUCAUCUGAUCGAAAAAGCUGAGAGUUACAAGUACUUGUUACCUGGGAACUGCAUAAGGGAAAGUGGCUGAUAAGGGUUUGCACUUAUCAGUCUUUCUAGUGUUAGGUAAAUUGGAGGGGAAACGGCUUAUCAGUAGAGGGAGUGUGAAACAGAGAAUGGUACAGUUUAUUUUCUUGGGAUCCGAGGAGAGUGAUUUGAUAAGUGGAGUCUCUGGUUUCAGCAUUAUCUCUCGUGAGGGUAUAUAACCUUGUCUGCUUAUAAUCUCAUACUGACCAUGUUCCAUUCUGUUCCCAGCUUGUUUUGGGAAGUUUUGCUGGAAUAGUCUCUGUCUCUCUUAUCUUUCUCUUUCUCUUUUUUACUUUUAAACUCUUUCUUCAUACUCUCGCUUUUAGUCUGUACAAUUUAGUGAUUUCUUUACAUCAUCCUGAGAUUCUUUGUAAUCUUUGCUUAUUUUUUCGUUUUAUAUCCCGAGUUUGUUAUUCAUUAUUA
Capsella rubella is the source of this 1783-nucleotide messenger RNA. RefSeq lists its product as uncharacterized. NCBI's taxonomy places the organism in Eukaryota, Viridiplantae, Streptophyta, Magnoliopsida, Brassicales, Brassicaceae. Gene Ontology annotation, molecular function: beta-1,4-mannosylglycoprotein 4-beta-N-acetylglucosaminyltransferase activity. Gene Ontology annotation, biological process: protein N-linked glycosylation; N-acetylglucosamine metabolic process. The record is from RefSeq and is a predicted model, not a curated record. Bases 201 to 1364 code for a protein of 387 amino acids. The transcript is spliced from 2 exons. Gene Ontology annotation, cellular component: membrane.